Anastrepha ludens (Mexican fruit fly) is the source of this 3306-nucleotide messenger RNA. RefSeq names its product lamin Dm0. The transcript has 4 exons. Bases 152 to 2005 code for a protein of 617 amino acids. The record is from RefSeq and is a predicted model, not a curated record. Lineage: Eukaryota; Metazoa; Arthropoda; Insecta; Diptera; Tephritidae.
UUGUAACUGACAGUUCAGCAGAAUAGCUAACCUCCAACUACGAGCGAAUAUUCCUAACGAAUAAAAUACUUCUGCUGGUGAAAGUCCGUAAAUUUUUUAUAAAAACACCUAAUUAAAUUGUGUUGAAUAUUUGUUCGCGAAAUAGUAAACAAUGGCUACAAAAUCAAAACGCGCCGGAACUGCCACACCCCAGCCGCAGCCUGGUGGCACCUCAACGCCAGUAAUUAGCGGAAGUAAUCGCUCUGCUAGCCCAUUGAGUCCAACGCGACAUUCGCGUCUUCAAGAAAAGGCUGAGUUGCAAAAUCUAAACGAUCGUUUGGCCUGCUACAUCGAUCGUGUACGCAAUUUGGAAACUGAAAAUGCGCGUUUGUCCAUCGAGGUUCAAACUACGCGUGAUACUGUAACUCGUGAGGCUACUAACAUCAAGUCCAUGUACGAAAAUGAGUUGAGCGAUGCGAGACGUUUGCUGGAUGAAACUGCACGCGAAAAGGCCAAAUUAGAGAUUGAUACCAAGCGUCUGUGGGAGGAAAAUGAGGAGUUGAAAGCAAAAUUGGAUAAGAAAACUAAAGAUUGCUCAUUCGCCGAAGGUAAUGCUCGUAUGUACGAGUCACGCGCUGCUGAUUUGAGCAAUAAAUAUAAUGCCGCCAAUGCUGAUCGUAAAAAGGCUGUGGAUGAAUUAAAUGAAGCACUUAAAGAGCUAGAGCGGUUGCGCAAACAAUUGGACGAAGCGCGCAAACUACUGGAGGAUGAAACAUUGGCACGCGUUGACUUGGAGAAUAACAUACAAAGCUUACGCGAAGAAUUGACAUUUAAAGAUCAGAUUCACAUACAGGAAAUGAAUGAAACGCGCUCGCGCCGUCAAGUGGAAAUAAGUGAAAUCGAUGGACGUUUGACCGAACAAUACGAAGCCAAAUUACAACAAUCUUUGCAAGAAUUGCGUGACCAAUAUGAAGGUCAAAUGCGUGCCAAUCGUGAUGAGAUCGAAUUGUUGUACGAACAAAAGAUUAAGAACUUGCAGUCGGCAGCUAAUCGUAAUUCGAAUGCUGCCGCGAAUGCAAUCGAAGAACUGCGAACUACACGUACACGCAUUGAUGGGCUCAAUGCACGCAUUGGCGAACUAGAGUCGACAAACAACGCAUUGACCGCACGCAUACGUGAGCUGGAGCAGUUUUUGGAUCGUGAACGUGCACGUCAUAGCGCGGAUAUUGCGAAUUUGGACGCGGAAUUGCAGCGCUUACGCGACGAAAUGGCACAACAGUUGCAGGAAUACCAAGACUUAAUGGAUAUCAAGGUUUCGUUGGACUUGGAAAUCGCGGCCUAUGACAAAUUGCUGUGCGGUGAGGAGUCACGUCUAAAUAUCACACCACAUACGUCCACUGCUUCAGGGUCUUUUAGUCAAAGUUUACGCGGCACACGCGCCACACCAAUACGUAAAACACCAUCACGUGGCGCUUCUUCAGUGCCGCUAAAACGAAAACGCACCGUUGUCGAUGAGUCGGAGGAUCUGAGUCAAUCGGAAUACUUUGUCACUGGCAGCGCCAAGGGCGACAUUGAAAUUUCCGAAGUUAGUUCGGAGGGCAAAUUCGUAAAAUUGCACAACAAAGGAAACAAGGAGGUACAAAUCGGCGGUUGGCAAUUGAUACGCACUGCUGGCGGCAAUGAAACAUCCUUUAAAUUCCAUCGCUCUGUUAAAAUUGAUGCAGGCGCGGUGGUGACUGUCUGGUCUUCCGAUGCUGGUGCUACACACGAGCCACCAUCUAACAUAGUGAUGAAGACACAAAAGUGGUUUGUUGGUGACAAUAUGAAGACAUCGCUUUUCAAUGGAGACGGCGAAGAAGUAGCUGGCUCGGAACGUGUUAAACGUACAAUUGUAACUCAUUCGUCGCGUCAUCGCUCCUAUGGCGGUCGGUUAGGCGUAUCCACGGUGGAUGGUGCUGGGAAUGAAGAACUUUACCACCAACAAGGCGAUCCACAGCAAGGCGAUGAGAAAUGUCGUCUGAUGUAAACGUGUAGGUUGAGGAGAAAUUCAACACUAAAUGUUAAAUCACUACAAAGGAUUACUAUAGUUUUCAUAAUCUUUAAUUGUAAUAUCGUAAAUUGAAAGCAAACUAUGGUUUUAAGCAAUGCUUCAAAAGAGUGUAGACCAAGAAACGUCAAACAAUCACCACGAUAACGGCAACAACCUCACUAUCACCCAACAUACCAACUACUAAUACUUACUUACAUACAUAUACCUAAAUACAUUCGGGCUGCAUACAUACCGUAUUACCUUACAAAUGACAUCGCAGAUUUUGUUCGUUAUCGCUUAAAAUUUUUUCUCUACUUGCCAUUUGUUUAGAACUUACAUACAUAUAGUUUAGUUUCUGAUAUAAUUCCUAUCAUACCUAUUUUAAUAUUAUAUUUUAUGCGACUGUUAACAACAAAAUGGGUUUUAGUUCAAUUGAGCUAAUUAAAACUCAUUUUUAUAUUUAAAUUACAUUUAAACAUUGUAGUAUUCAUCUAAAAGUUCUAACUAACAAAAUAAGAGUAAAACGCCUACAAUACAAUCAAAAGCGUAAAGAAAAAAAAAACUUGCUGAGUAAAGAAACAAAUUUUUAGCAAUCGAGAACAAAAAUGGGGUUUAACGGUCGCAAAUGUUUGGAAUGAAUCAUACGAUUAUCAAAGAGUACAAGGAAAGCGUUUGCGCUUUCCUGCCAUAAUUAACAGUAUACAUUUAGUUUUUUUCUUGCUUAAACAUGUACAAAUUUAUGGUUUCAGUUUCUGGAAGUUUAGAACUUUGAGGUACAAAUAAAAAUAGACACAAAAAGACUCGAAAAAUUCGUAUAUUUCUUGUGGCAAAUAAAAAAACAAAGUUGGAAAGAGACAGAAACAACAUAAUAAUAAUAAUAAUAAGACUUAAUUUGGAAAUAUUUAAAAAGGCAUUUUAAGGUUGAAAUGGAAUUAAUGUAAUAAUUUGGUUAUUUAAAUAUUACAAUUUAAUGGAGCCUGAUAUAUGUAGCUGAAAAGGUUAAGUUGGAGCAAUACAUUUUUUUUAACAUUUUAGUCCUUAUCUUAUUGUUAAAAUUCUUUUCUGCAGUCGAAGAUCCAAAGAGUGAGCAGCUCUCAUGAGAGUGAUCAACGUAAAGGUCAACCGCCUCAGCUCCUUUUAAACUUUGCUAUAAAUAUCACCCCCCAUUGACAUUGAUUCGAAAAGUAAUACUUUGACGCAUAUCGACGGCGGAAAAAUUGAGUACUUUUAAUCGGACCGGCAUAUCAAACAUGAAUAAGCAUUCACCGUUCGCGCAGCGACGGACUGUGUCGAACAAA